Messenger RNA from Budorcas taxicolor (takin), 394 nucleotides. RefSeq names its product SRA stem-loop interacting RNA binding protein (gene SLIRP). The transcript has 4 exons. Gene Ontology annotation, molecular function: RNA binding. The record is from RefSeq and is a predicted model, not a curated record. The coding region runs from base 17 to 352 and encodes 111 amino acids. NCBI's taxonomy places the organism in Eukaryota, Metazoa, Chordata, Mammalia, Artiodactyla, Bovidae.
GUUCCUCAGACUAAAGAUGGCGGCUUCGGCAGCGAGGGGCGCUAUGGCGCUGCGUACAAAUAUCGCCCGGCCGGUUGCGUUUGUCAGAAAAAUUCCCUGGACGGCGGCCUCAAGUGAGCUGAGAGAACACUUUGCACAAUUUGGCCAUGUACGAAAAUGUACUGUUCCUUUUGACAAAGAGACUGGCUUUCACAAAGGUAUGGGUUGGAUUCACUUUUCUUCAGAAGAAGAACUUCACAAUGCACUACAACAGGAGAAUCAUAUUAUUGAUGGAGUAAAGCUCCAUGUUCAACCUCAAAAACCCAAAGCUUUGCAAGGAGACCAAACAUCUGAUGAAGAGAAAGAUUUUUGAGACCCUCACUGCCUACUGAAUAAAGUAAAUAAAAGAGAGGAA